This is a messenger RNA of Esox lucius (northern pike), 1913 nucleotides long. It is a transcript of the gene arl6ip1, whose product is annotated as ADP-ribosylation factor-like 6 interacting protein 1. The record is from RefSeq and is a predicted model, not a curated record. The transcript is spliced from 6 exons. Bases 145 to 756 code for a protein of 203 amino acids. NCBI's taxonomy places the organism in Eukaryota, Metazoa, Chordata, Actinopteri, Esociformes, Esocidae.
CAGAUAAAAACAUCAUCGGUUGGUUUUGUGAGUAGAGCCGGAAAGGCGAGAGGGAUCUGCGUGUCUGGGCCGUUUCAGUUUUGCUUUUAAAGCGCCACUGAGGAAAAAAAGGAAAUACAUCUUAGGACAAAACCGCCUUUAGCUAUGACAGAAGGAGAUAACCAAAGUGUGAAUACACUCGCCCAGGCGACGGCCCAGCUGGAGGAUCAGCUGCAGGGCUGGGGAGAGGUGAUCCUAGCUGGGGACCAGGUGCUGCGCUGGGAGAAACCAUGGUUCCCGGGAGCUCUGGUGGGAGCCACCACACUGCUCUUCGCGUUGAUAUACUACCUGGACCCGUCGGUGCUGACCGGCCUGUCCUGCGCCGUCAUGUUGCUGUGUCUGUCUGACUACCUGGUGCCCACCCUGGCGCCCCGCGUCUUUGGAUCCAACAAGUGGUCUUCAGAGCAGCAGCAGCGUUUCCAUGAGAUCUGUGGUAACCUGGUGAAGACUCAGCGCCGUGUGAUUGGCUGGUGGAAGAGGCUCUUCGCCCUGAAGGAGGAGAAACCCAAGAUGUACUUUGCGUCAGUGAUCAGUGGUCUGGUGACAGUGGCCUGGAUUGGACAGCAGGUCCACAACCUGUUUCUGACCUACCUGAUUGUGAGCUUCCUGCUUCUGCUUCCUGGUCUGAACCAGCAUGGCGUCAUUAGCAAGUACGCGGGUAUGGCCAAGAGAGAGAUCAACAAGUUGCUCAAACAGAAGGAGAAGAAGAACGAGUAGGAGAGAAGAGGGCGUCUGUGAGAUGGAAGACGGAAGUGAGAGAAGAUGACGUCGACAUGAAAAGAAACUUAGACGGAACUAAACAAGAGAAGACAAAGCUUAAAAGUACAUUAGUACACCCUCAGUCUACACAUGAUCAACUCCACACGCUGAAUGACUCUCUUUGACCCCUGACCUGUUGAAAUAGGAAGUGUUUGUGCAUCUACCCACCCAUGCAUGCAGUCACCACAUCUUGCCGGGCUUUAGUUUUUCCUUCCUUCCUCCACACACACACACACACACACACACUCUCAUCCCUGCUCUGUUUAUCUGAAUAAUUCAUGUGUUUAAUGAUGCCAGUCACUCUCCCUAAUGCUCUUGCUUAUUUUAUGUCACUCAUGAUUAGCCAGUGGGAGACUACUGAACACAAACCUCUAGCUCUGUUUAUCAGGCCCCACAGCCUCACAGCAUGAAUCCAUCUCAGGCCUGACUCCCCCUGUGAGGCUAGCCAGGGGCUCAGUCUGAAAUGGUGCCCCAGCCUCUAUUUAAUUACACUGCUGAAAUGCAGUUAGGGGGCCAUUUUGAGACGGCCAAUGUAAUAGAUUUUCAGAUGCCGUCUCUUAUUGCUUGAGAAAGCUUGAAUGUACACCUGUGGUCGACCGCGCUGGAUUUAGCUUUUAGCUUCCUGCUUCGGCUUUGUUUUUAAUAUUGUACUGAAACCGUAGAAGAAACUGGAGUUUGAGAAAUGGGAUUCCAUUUGGGUCUCUUUUGAUGUUUGUAAUAUAUUGUGGCAGUGUGUGAGGUGAGACUUGUUCUGGCCCAUUCAGGUGGCCCUGGUGUAAGCACAGACCUGGGAUCAGCUGAACUCUGACCUUAAUAACUAGAGGGGUAGCACCAGUUUGUCCUUGGAUUAGUGUGUAGGCUUUGGGUGGAUUUGAGCCACUGCUGAAACCCUGGUAACUGGACCUGCUGGUCCCUUAGCUGCCCCCCCCCUCCCCCCCUCACUGGUCUGGGGUACCUCUGAUUGUAAAUAUGCCUCCUCUCCACCCAUCCAUCCUCCAUCUUUCUCAUCUGUGUCCUGUGUUUUAUUCUUAACCUAUCCUUUAUCGGUUCCUGUCAUGCAGUUCUUCUGUAUUUUGUGAAUUGUCAAUGAAGAACGAAUAAAGUGUGAUUUAAAU